Molecule: messenger RNA, 5506 nt
Organism: Talpa occidentalis (Iberian mole)
Lineage: Eukaryota; Metazoa; Chordata; Mammalia; Eulipotyphla; Talpidae
Gene: KANSL1
Product: KAT8 regulatory NSL complex subunit 1
Exons: 15
Coding region: 681-3989 (1102 amino acids)
Cellular component (GO): NSL complex
Molecular function (GO): histone acetyltransferase binding
Source: RefSeq, a predicted model, not a curated record
CAUUCUCCCUCCGCUUCAGAUUAAAGGGGGGGAGGGAAAAGGAGCUCGGCCGCCAUUUUCCCAGUGCCGCCGCCACCGCCGCCACCGCUCGCCGAGCCGGCGGGAGGACCGAGCGCCGUCGCGAAGCCGACUCGUCUCGCCGCGGCGGGGCGGGGGGCGGCCGGGGUGCGCUCCCCGGCCGGGAAGGGGCGCCGGGGCGGCGGCCGGGGCGCGGGCGCGGGUGCAGACGGCGGCGCUUGUUUGUGCGGGGCGGGGGGGCGGCUGCACCCUCGGCCCCCGCCCGCCGUCCUCGGGGCCGGGCUGCGCUCCCGGCCGUGCCCGGGCCCCGCCGGAGCCGAGGGGCCGCGGAAGGGCCCGCGCGAGCGGAGAAGCGGCCGCUCCCCGCCUCCCCUCCCCCUCCGCCUCGCCCCCCCGCCCGGAAAGUCGGGGCGGCUCCGGGCGCCGGGGGAGGAGAGCGGCGGGCCCGGCCCGAGCCGCCGCCGCGCGCCCCGCCGUCCCCGCCGCCCGCCGCCCGCGGCGCCCAGGCCGGGGGCUGUUUGCAAACUGCGCCCAUUUUGUGGGGCCGAAGCCGCCCGGGCUGCGCUCCUCCAUCACGUGUCUGUUCUCUGGGGAGGCAGCAAGGGGCCGUGGAGCUGGCCUCGGCACUGGGAGAGGCUGGACUUCCUGUCUCUCUGUGCUGAAUGGCUGCGAUGGCGCCCGCUCUCACUGACGCAGCAGCUGAAGCACACCAUAUCCGGUUCAAACUGGCUCCCCCAUCCUCCACUUUGUCCCCUGGCAGUGCCGAAAAUAACGGCAACGCCAACAUCCUUAUUGCUGCCAACGGAACCAAAAGGAAAGCCAUUGCUGCAGAGGAUCCCAGUCUAGACUUCCGAAAUAAUCCUACCAAGGAAGACUUGGGAAAGCUGCAACCACUGGUGGCAUCUUAUCUCUGCUCUGAUGUAACAUCUGUUUCCUCAAAGGAGUCAUUGAAAUUGCAAGGUGUCUUCAGCAAACAGACAGUCCUUAAAUCUCACCCUCUCUUAUCUCAGUCCUAUGAACUCCGAGCUGAGCUGUUGGGGAGACAGCCAGUUUUGGAGUUUUCCUUAGAAAAUCUUAGAACCAUGAAUACGAGUGGUCAGACAGCUCUGCCACAAGCACCUGUAAAUGGGUUGGCUAAGAAAUUGACUAAAAGUUCAGCACAUUCUGAUCAUGACAAUUCCAGUUCCCUCAAUGGGGGAAAACGAGCUCUCACUUCAUCUUCUCUUCAGGGGGGUGAAGUGGUGGCAUCAGAAUCUGGGGACUUAAAGGGGGGUAUGACCAAUUGCACUCUUCCACAUAGAAGCCUUGAUGUAGAACACACAACUAUAUUUAGCAAUAAUAGCACUGCAAACAAAUCUGUAAAUUCCAUGGAACAGCCAGCACUUCAAGGAAGCAGUAGGUUAUCACCUGGCACAGACUCCAGUUCUAACUCGGGAGGCCUCAAGAUAGAGGGUAAAAAGUCUCCCUUGUCUUCCAUUCUUUUCAGUGCUUUAGAUUCUGACACAAGGAUAACAGCUUUACUGAGGCGGCAGGCUGAUAUUGAGAGCCGCGCCCGAAGGUUACAGAAGCGAUUACAGGUUGUGCAAGCCAAGCAGGUGGAGAGGCAUAUACAGCAUCAGCUGGGUGGAUUUUUAGAGAAGACUUUGAGCAAACUGCCAAACUUGGAAUCCUUGAGGCCCCGGAGCCAGUUGAUGCUGACUCGAAAGGCUGAAGCUGCAUUGAGAAAAGCUGCCAGUGAGACUGCCGCUUCCGAGGGACUUAGCAACUUCUUGAAAAGCGAUUCAAUUUCAGAAGAAUUGGAGAGAUUUACCGCUAGUGGUAUAGCCAACUUGAGGUGCAGUGAACAUGCGUUUGAUUCAGAUAUCACUGACAGUAGCUCUGGAGGAGAGUCUGAUAUUGAAGAGGAAGAACUGACCAGAGCUGACCCUGAGCAGCGCCAUGUACCCCUGAGGCGCAGGUCAGAAUGGAGAUGGGCUGCAGAUCGAGCAGCUAUCGUCAGCCGCUGGAAUUGGCUUCAGGCUCACGUUUCUGACUUGGAAUAUCGAAUUCGGCAACAAACAGAUAUUUACAAGCAGAUACGUGCUAAUAAGGGGUUGAUUGUUCUUGGGGAGGCACCUCCCCCAGAACAUAUAACAACAGACUUAUUUCUUCCACUUAAUACUGAAGUGAAGACAGAUCAUGGGAGUGAUAAAUUGGUGGAGUCUGUUUCUCAGUCACUGGAAAACCAUGGUGCCUCGGGUCAUCCAUCAGAGUUGUUUACCAAAUCAUCUGGAACAUUGAGGCCUGUCAAUGGAGUGGUUAACACUCUUCAGCCUAUUUUGGCAGACCACAUUCCAGGUGAUGGCUCUGAUGCUGAGGAACAGUUACAUAAAAAGCAACGACUGAAUCUAAUUUCAUCAUCAUCUGAUGGCACCUGUGUGGCAGCUCGAACUCGGCCUGUCCUGAACUGUAAAAAACGGAGGCUUGUUCGACCCAACAGCAUCGUUCCUCUUUCCAAGAAGGUUCACCGAAACAACAACAUGCGCUCUGGCUGUGAUGUGAAUCCCUCCUGUGCACUGUGUGGCUCAGGUAGCACCAACACCAUGCCUCCAGAAAUCCACUAUGAAGCCCCUCUAUUGGAACGUCUCUCUCAGCUGGAUUCUUGUGUUCACCCGGUUCUAGCAUUUCCAGAUGAUGUUCCCACAAGCCUGCACUUCCAGAGCAUGCUGAAAUCUCAGUGGCAGAACAAGCCUUUUGACAAAAUCAAACCUCCCAAAAAGUUUUCACUUAAGCACAGAGCACCCAUGCCAGGCAGUCUGCCAGAUCCAACUCGUAGUAAAGACAGGCACAAGCUGGUCAGCUCCUUCCUCACAACAGCCAAGCUGUCCCAUCACCAAACGCGGCCUGACAGGACCCACAGGCAGCACUUAGACGAUGUGGGGGCCGUGCCUAUGGUGGAGCGAGUGACAGCGCCAAAAGCAGAGCGCUUGCUCAACCCACCGCCACCUGUGCAUGACCCAAACCACAGCAAAAUGAGAUUGCGAGACCAUUCAUCUGAGAGAAGUGAAGUGUUGAAGCAUCAUACAGAUAUGAGCAGUUCGAGCUACUUGGCAGCUGCCCACCAUCCACCACACAGUCCCUUGGUGCGACAGCUCUCCACCUCAUCAGACACCUCGGCACCCACCAGCUCUAGCUCACAGGUUACCGCCAGCACGUCUCAACCCGUAAGGAGGAGGAGGGGAGAGAGCUCAUUCGAUAUUAACAACAUUGUCAUCCCGAUGUCUGUUGCUGCAACAACCCGUGUAGAAAAACUACAAUACAAGGAAAUCCUUACUCCCAGCUGGCGGGAGGUCGACCUUCAGUCUCUGAAAGGGAGUCCUGAUGAGGAGAACGAAGAGAUCGAAGACCUAUCUGAUGCAGCCUUCGCCGCCCUGCAUGCCAAAUGUGAGGAGAUGGAGCGGGCUCGGUGGCUGUGGACCACAAGUGUGCCACCCCAGCGGCGCGGCAGCAGGUCUUACAGAUCAUCGGACGGCCGGACAACCCCCCAGCUGGGUAGUGCCAACCCCUCCACCCCCCAGCCCGCCUCCCCCGAUGUCAGUAGUAGCCACUCUUUGUCAGAGUUCUCCCACAGUCAGUCCCCAAGGAGCCCCAUAAGCCCAGAACUGCACUCGGCCCCCCUCACUCCUGUGGCUCGGGACACUCUGCGACACCUAGCCAGUGAAGACACCCGUUGUUCCACGCCGGAGCUGGGGCUGGAUGAACAGUCUGUGCAGCCGUGGGAGCGGCGAACCUUCCCUCUGGCAUACAGUCCUCAGGCAGAGUGUGAGGACCAGCUGGAUGCGCAGGAACGGGCAGCCCGCUGCACUCGGCGCACCUCAGGCAGCAAGACUGGCCGGGAAACAGAGGUGGCACCCACCUCGCCUCCUGUUGUCCCCCUCAAGAGUCGGCAUCUGGCGGCAGCAGUCACAGCUCAGCGCCCAGCUCACAGAUGAGCGGGAUACAAGAAUCUAAACAGACUCACUAACUAUUGGCAUUAAAGCUUCAGAAAUCUCUGCGUUUGAUAUUCAAACAUCAUAUGCUAGAAAUUUUCACAGUUUUUAGUGAAUUUAAGAAAUUUAGAUUCUACUUUGGUAAUUUUUUUUGUUUUGUUUGUUUCCAUGUUUUGUCGUCACACACCUGAGCACUUCCUCUUGUUGGCAAACAAAGUUUGGGCUCAAACCCGCUGACCUGGUCCUGGCACCUCCUCUGCACUGUUGAAUCACUGGACUUAGCCAUGUUAGAUGAUCGCCCCUCCCCCUCGCACCUGUGGGCAGGUGGAAACACCAAGUGGGCAGAGAGAGUGGAAAGUUCCAGCUCAGCGUGACCUCAUCAGGGUGGGAAAGAACGGCUCUGGACUGGAGGCCCUCCCAUCUGUGGCUUGACUUAGCCCGGCCCCCUAGCUGGGUCCCACUUAGCACCCCACCAGAGCCUCUUGGUCAUAAAUGCCAGCUGUUCCCAUUGAGCUCUCAGCCAACAGAAUGGCUCUCCCUUCUCACGCGGAAUGUGGAGACCCAUUUUGGAUGUCCUCUAAUUUGGUCAUCUGUGUUACUCCUUAACUGCAGUGACCUGGCUGCGGCUGCUCAGGUCCCCAUCCUGCCCUCUUGUGCCUCCUCGUCUGUCCCCCAUGCUAGUCCCCUCUCACCCCCGAACUUUUUUAGCACCUUUCCUAUUUAGGAAAGUAGGAUAGGACUACUUAAGCUCUGUUGCCAUUCCCCUGCAAACUAGGGGUUCUGGGAAAUGAGCAGCAUCUCCCCUGUAUAAUUCUGUUUCACUGACUGACUGAUUUAGUUGGGUAUCCUCCACAUCCUGCUCCCUGCCAGUGUCAGUUAGGCCCGCCCUUUAUCAAGCUCCCCCUUGCCUGUGGAACAUUGUCUGAUCCUAGCUGUGGUUCCCAUCACUACCCUGCACCCCCUUUGGUUAACCGUGUGCCUGUCUGAUCUAUGAUCUCAUCACCAAAAAGGGGCACAAUGAGGGAUGUUUUUGUGUUUUUUUUCUGGUGGUCAUUUUGUAAUCAUAUAAAAAAUAGUAGACAAACUGCUUAAAUGGUUGGGUUUUUUCACAAUUUUCAACAUUAGUGAUUAUUUUUGAUUGUUUGCAAGCUAAAGGGGUUGCCAUUGUUUCUUCAAAAAACAAUAAUGCACCAUAUCCCUAUGCAUAAAGUGCUUCUUCUAUUUAUAAGGUUGAAAAUUCUGAAUAACCCUUUUAGCAUUGUAAAAAAAAAAAAAAAAAAACAAAAAGAAAAAAAAACUUGUAUUUUGUAAAUAUUUUCUUUCCUGCUUUGAGCUGUGUAUUGGCAGCGAAACAUGUAGCUGUCUUUGUUCUAUAGAAAUGCUUUUCUUCAGAGAAGCUGAUCUUUGUUAAUGUCUUGAUUCUGUUUGCAAAGCACAGACUAGUGCUUACAAAAAAAUGAGCAAAGAAAAAUUUAAAAAAAUAAUAAAAAAAAAAGUUACAGAAUGUUGUGUGCUGGGCC